Molecule: messenger RNA, 331 nt
Organism: Actinia tenebrosa (Australian red waratah sea anemone)
Lineage: Eukaryota; Metazoa; Cnidaria; Anthozoa; Actiniaria; Actiniidae
Product: scavenger receptor cysteine-rich domain superfamily protein
Cellular component (GO): membrane
Source: RefSeq, a predicted model, not a curated record
AUGAGAAUUGCUGUACGUCUAGUUGACGGAAGAAGUCCUAACGAGGGACGUGUAGAAGUACGAUACAACGGUACUUGGGGAACCAUAUGCAAGUCCAAACGCAGGAGUUACAUCGAAACUGCUGACGUCAUAUGUAAAAUGCUGAAUUACAAAAGAGGAGUCAGAAUAGGAACUGCUCUUGUUAAAGGAACUGGUCCCAUCUUACUUAAAGGACUGGAUUGUUAUGGAGGUGAACGAUCUAUUGAUGAAUGUCCUCAUGACGGCUGGCUUAACACCAAUGGCUGUCAUCACAAACAAGAUGUCCGUGUGAUAUGUCAUGGUCGAAAACUAG